Messenger RNA from Gadus morhua (Atlantic cod), 2181 nucleotides. It is a transcript of the gene ccz1, whose product is annotated as CCZ1 homolog, vacuolar protein trafficking and biogenesis associated. Gene Ontology annotation, cellular component: Mon1-Ccz1 complex; intracellular membrane-bounded organelle. Lineage: Eukaryota; Metazoa; Chordata; Actinopteri; Gadiformes; Gadidae. The coding region runs from base 214 to 1656 and encodes 480 amino acids. The transcript has 17 exons. The record is from RefSeq and is a predicted model, not a curated record. Gene Ontology annotation, biological process: vesicle-mediated transport.
CCGGGUGAUAUAGCUUGUUGCACCCGGCUGUCAAAAGCAGGAAGUAUACGGAAUAUGCUACCUCCACAGUGUUAUCAUUGUUUAAACUUUCAAUCUUAUGUUUGCAAUUUAUUAUCGUGCGUAUAUUAAUGUCUCAUGCUUUCACACACUAUAAGGCGCACGGCAUGCUAACCAGGUUCUUGGAGGUGCAGACAACGAUCCCAAGUCACACUAAUGCUGAUUGUCAGUCCAAGAAUGGCUGCAGUAACGCAAGAGAAACAAUACACUCCUUCUCUUCUUAGCUUUUUCGUAUAUAAUCCUUCGUUUGGACCACGGGAAGGAGAGGAAGAGAAGAAGAUCCUGUUCUAUCACCCAAGUGAGGUGGAGAAGAACGAGAAGAUCCGAAAUGUGGGCCUCUGUGAGGCCAUUGUACAGUUCACCAGAACCUUCUGUCCCACAAAGCCAGCUAAAUCCCUGCAUACUCAGAAAAACCGCCAGUUCUUCUUUGAGGCCGAAGACAGCUACUGGAUUGUUAUGAUUGUGAAGAACCCGAUGGUAGAAAAACCCAACAAAGACGGAAAACCUCCCACAAUAGAAUACCAAGAAGAAGAGGUUCUCGACACGGUUUAUGGUGCAGUGUUGAGGCAAUGCUACAGCAUGUACAAGCUAUUUAACGGCACCUUUGGCAGAGCCAUGGAGGCAGGAGGGGUUGAGCUGCUAAUCCCCAAACUGGAGAAGUUCUUCUACAGGUAUCUGCAGACGCUCCACCUGCAGUCAUGUGACCUACUUGAUGUGUUUGGCGGCAUCAGCUUCUUCCCACUGGACAAGAUGACCUACCUGAAGAUCCAGUCCUUUGUCAACCGGGUGGAGGAGAACCUCCGCCUGGUCAAAUACACCGCCUUCCUCUACAAUGACCAGCUCAUCUGGAGUGGACUAGAACAGGACGACAUGAGGAUCUUGUACAAGUAUCUCACCACAUCCCUGUUCCCCAGGCAUUCUGAACCAGAGCUUGCCGGCAGGGACUCUGCUCUCAGGCCAGAGGUCUCAGGGAACCUGCUGCACUAUGGACGGUUCCUUACGGGUCCCGCCAACCUCAAGGAUCCAGACGCAAAAUUCCGGUUCCCCAGAAUAUUUGUCCACACGGAGGACGGCUCGGAGGAGCUGCAUCUGAUUGUUUACAAGGCGAUGAGCGCGGCUGUUUGUUUCAUGAUCAGUGCUUCGGUGGAGCUGACCCGGGAGUUCUGCGAGCGGCUGGACGCGCUGGUGGGACCACAGCUCACCCUGCUGGCGUCAGACAUCUGCGAGCAGUUCACCCUCAACCGCCGGAUAUCAGGGCCAGACAAGGAGCCACAGUUCAAGUUCAUCUACUUCAACCACAUGAACCUGGCGGAGAAGAGCACCAUCCACAUGAGGAAGACGGCCAGCGUGUCCCUCACCUCCGUGCACCCCGACCUCAUGAAGAUCCUGGGGGACAUCAACUGUGACUUCGCCAGAGUGGACGAGGAUGAAGAGGUCAUUGUCAAAGCCAUGACUGACUACUGGGUAGUGGGGAAGAAAUCAGACCAGAGAGAGCUAUACGUCAUCCUCAAUCAGAAAAACGCAAAUCUGAUCGAGGUCAAUGAGGAAGUUAAGAGGCUUUGUGCAACACAGUUCAACAAUAUAUUCUUCCUGGACUGAAGGGAGGGAUUAUGAAGAUGAAUUCAGGAUGCAAUGGAGAGCAGGUGUUUGGGACAGAUGCAGAGAGCUGUGUCCAUGGAGAGACUGGACCUAUCUUUCUGAACUACAGGUGCAGGGUAAUACAAUAACUGUUGAAGAAAAAGAAAAAAAGUUUUCAAACAAUUAUUUCUUUUGUCCAGGAUUUGUAUUGAACUUAUACAACGAGAUUUUUUUCUUUUUGUAAUUUAAGUGUACAUGUCCUUUAAUUAUUUUUUCCCCAUUUACUUUCUUUGUACAUAUGUGUUCCUGCAUCCAAGCUGCAAAUGUUCAUUUUGAUUUCUUAUGAAUGAACUAAUGGGUUAAAUCCGAUUUCUAUGUACUUUUAUCAGGCAAAAUGUAUUUAAAAAUAAGAGGCGCACAAAACGUGUUUCCUCUAGAUCCAUUGAUGAUUUUUGUAUAGUUUUAAAUAAAAUGGCAUGUCAAAAGAUAUCGUGCUUUGUAUAAAGCUGCCCUAACUUUAAAUAAAUUAUGGAAUUUAGAAUUUUA